GGAGAUCCACGCGGGGCCUCCCGGAAACCGUGCUUCUGCCUUGCGGGUCCGCAGCGUGGAGAGUCCAACCCCGCGCCCAGGCGCACGCCGGCCCCUCCGCGCCCCCGGUGCGCGCCCUGCACCAUGUCUGUGGCCGACCAGGCCUUUGUCACGUUGGCCACCAAUGAUGUCUACUGCCAAGGGGCCCUGGUUUUGGGACAGUCACUGAGGAACCACAGAGUGACGAGGAAGCUGGUGGUAUUGAUCACCCCUCAAGUGACCAGCCUGCUCAGGGUCAUCCUCUCCAAGGUGUUCGAUGAGGUUAUUGAAGUGAACCUGAUCGACAGUGCAGACUAUAUCCACCUCGCCUAUCUAAAGAGACCUGAGCUGGGGGUCACCCUGACCAAGCUUCACUGUUGGACUCUCACCCAUUACAGCAAGUGUGUGUUCCUGGAUGCAGACACCCUGGUGCUAUCCAACGUGGACGAACUCUUCGACCGGGGAGAGUUUUCCGCCGCUCCAGACCCUGGCUGGCCGGACUGCUUCAACAGCGGGGUGUUCGUCUUCCGACCAUCUCUGGAAACCCACCACCUCCUCUUGCAACAUGCCACGGUCCACGGCAGCUUUGACGGUGCAGACCAAGGCUUGCUGAACAGCUUCUUCAGCGACUGGGCCACCGCCGACAUCCACAAGCGCUUGCCGUUCGUCUACAACCUGAGCAGCAGCGCCGCCUACACCUACGGCCCCGCCUUCAAGCAAUUCGGUUCGAGUGCAAAGGUGGUCCAUUUCUUGGGGCCCACAAAACCGUGGAGCUACAAGUACAACCCGCAGACCGGCUCGGUUUUGGAGCAGGGUUCGGGAUGGGGUAACGGGUCCCAGGCAUCGUUCCUCAACCUGUGGUGGAAGGUCUAUCACAGCAGCGUGCUCCCUCUUUACGACGCCAUCCCAGCCGCAGGGAAGCCCAGCUCUGCAGAGCCUGCCCUCUCUCUGUGCCAGGUAAUAGGUUGCCCUGACACUGAGACUUCCGCCGGAAUCGUGCAUGGUCUGCUGUUGCGCUCCUCCCCUCCGAUUGCAGAGUCCCCAGACAUCCAAUGCACCUUGCAGCCAACGCAUAAAGCCGAAAGUAGCCCACCUGAAGACACCUUGGAGCCACGCCAGGAGCCCCUUGUUGAGGUCAUCAGGGGACCUGGCCCCCAGGAUGCGCUGGAGGUGGACCUGGCCAUCUCAAUGUCCGAGAUUUCCAUCGAAGAAAAAAUCAAGGAGGUCAGCCCGGAGGAGGAGAGGCGGAAGUGGGAAGAAGGGCGCAUCGACUACCUGGGCAAGGACGCCUUUGCCCGCAUUCAGGAGAAGCUGGACCGCUUUCUGCAGUGACCCCGGGGGGACGCCGUGCCGGACGCGGUCGGAUGGGACCGUGUCGUGGGCUCCUGCCCUGGGGCUCUCUCUAGACCUCCUGAAAAGACACGCCUAUACCCAUGUGCCUCUACUGACGGCUCGCCGGCCCAUGCCUCAGUGCCUGCCACGCCGCUGGUACACGCCCAGCUUCACCCCUCCCGCCCGCACCCUGCUGCCAUGCCAGUCACCAUGGCGACUCGGCCCUCCCAGGAGGUCGCCUCUUCCAAACCAUUCAGGAUUAAACGUGUGCUGGAUCCA
Molecule: messenger RNA, 1629 nt
Organism: Tupaia belangeri chinensis (Chinese tree shrew)
Lineage: Eukaryota; Metazoa; Chordata; Mammalia; Scandentia; Tupaiidae
Gene: GYG2
Product: glycogenin 2
Exons: 9
Coding region: 124-1350 (408 amino acids)
Molecular function (GO): glycosyltransferase activity
Source: RefSeq, a predicted model, not a curated record